Molecule: messenger RNA, 3697 nt
Organism: [Candida] anglica
Lineage: Eukaryota; Fungi; Ascomycota; Pichiomycetes; Serinales; Debaryomycetaceae
Source: the annotation of a GenBank genome assembly
GAGGGAAAAAUAACAAUCGAUAUUCCAAACGGCUUUUAACAUUGAUCCAUAAGGAAGCAGUGUAGAAGACAAAUUCAUUUGAGUUGUCUGAUAGGAGUUGCUGAGGAGGGAUCUUUGCGAAAAGGUAAAUUAAUUCUUAUUUCAUUGAAUAAUAGGCGUGAAAUAUUUGUUUAUAGAUCACACAAUUUACAACGAGAGUGUGGGAAAGAGUAUAUAGAUAAGGUAGAAUAUAGUUAUGAGUGGAAAAAGACCUUGGCAAGAACGUAAAGGUCGUUGGAGAGAUGAUUACCAAGGACGGGGUCAUUCAGGGUAUAACCAGUCACAAUAUGAAGAUGAAUACUACACAAAUUCAUAUUCUAAUUCAUACACAAACUCAUAUUCCAAUUCAUAUACAAAUUCAGAUUCUCGUCUGAAAUAUUCAAGUUCACGUUCGCAUGAGUCACCUCCCAUGACAACUAAUAGCACCACCACCGGUACCACCACCCCGGUAGUGACCAAGAAACGUGAUGGAACAAACCCAAGAACUGGGGAAAAUCCCAACGAUUUAAAGUUGGGUAAACUAAUUAUUCAUAGAGAUAUUCAAGCACAGAUUGGAUGGGAACAUCGACCAGUAGAUCCAAGGAAGAACUACAAGGUGAUAUAUGACCCAGAACUUGACAAGAGUUUAAGUAAGAGUGAACGGAAGUCCAAACAGAAAAAAUUCAGAUUCAAUGGAGAAGGUGCAAAUGAUUCCGUUGUAGAAGAUCCUAGAAAGAAUUUACCUGGUGGACUUGCAACUUAUUUCACUAAACCAAACAAACGAUCCAAGAAAUUCCCGUUCAAACAAUUGCCUCAGGCUAGAUUUGUAUAUGAUAAAGAUUCAUUGGGGCCACCUCCAGCUACUGAGAUCAUUAUCUGGGACUUACCAUCAACCACUAGCGAGAUUUAUAUAACCAAUUUUUUUAAAAGUUAUGGAGGACCAAUUCGAGAUUUGAAAUUUUAUAAUGAUCCAGUGAAUGCCGUUCCCUUGGGGAUUGCCACUUUUAAGUUUCAAGGACCCAUUGAAAAAUCUCUGAGACUUGCCAAAAAAUUGGUACAAACAGUAAAGCAGGCAAGAAUGCAAAUUGAUGGGGUUGAAUUAAGGAUAGCAUUGGAUGAAGAUGAUGGUAAGAUAUUGAAAGAAAAAUUAUCAAGAGCAACGAAAAAGAUGGAAGGUAUUCGAAGAGAAGCUGAAGCUGUCAAGGCUGCUGAAUUAGCCAAGGCUAGGGUUGCAGCUCGAAUGGAAGCUGAACGAUUGGCCAAAAUUGAACAAGAGAAACGUAAACGAGAACAAGCUGAAGCACAAGCUCGAGAACAAGCUCGUAUACAACAACAAAAGCAACAACAACAGCAACAACAAAAGGAAAUCAAUAGUUCCAAGAGAUCACUGCUAGGUUCCAAAUAUCUACCAAAUACCACCAUUACUUCUAUCAGACAUAAUAAUGAAGUAAUUCCAGGAGUAUUUCUUCCAAGGGAUUUAAAUAAAUAUAUCAAGGACCGACCAUUUAUUCUCAUUCAUGAUAAAUAUGCACCAACGAGAAAGAUCAUGUCUCAAGAUAUCAAAAAGACUUUGAAUAAGUAUGACUGGACGCGAGUUCUCUCUGACAAAACUGGGUUUUAUGUUGUUUUCAACUCAAUAGAUGAGUGUGAAAGAUGUUUCCAGAAUGAAGAUGGAAGACGUUUCUAUGAGUACAGGUUAUUCAUGGAAAUGGCUAUUCCAGAAGGAUAUGUUGUCUAUGGUGAGAAUGAAACAACAAGCCAUGGGAAUAAUAUUGUUGCAGAAAAUGAUCCAAUUGAAGAAGCAAGUAAUAUGUUAAUUAAAGAAUUUCAAAUGUUUUUAACCAAAGAUAUUCGUGAGAGAAUCAUUGCACCAGCUGUUUUUGAUUUAUUGAGUCAUGAUAAAUAUCCUCAUCUUAUGGAGGAAUUAAAGGCUGAAGAGGCUGCAUCCAAGGCCAGAGAUGCCGAUAAGAGAGCUGAAGAGGCUGCCAAGAGAGCUGAAGAGCUUGCUAAAAGAGCGGCUCAAAUGCCAAAGCCAGUUAAAAUAGAAAGAAAACAACCAAUACUUCCAAGUUUUAGAAAGAAGGAAGGAAUUUCCGACAAUAAACGGAAAAGUUUAUCCAAAAAGAAGGCACAGCAUAUCCCAAUGCAACACGCUCUUAACUAUGAUGAUGAUUCUGAAGAUUCAGAAGAUGAAGAUUCGUCUAGAUCUUCCACACCAGUUCCACCAACAAAGAGAGAAAGAAUUGAUGAAGUUGGUAAGGUGAAGAAGCCAUUGAAAAAGAAAGCCAAGACUUCAUUACAUAAGUCAUUCUUGUAUGAUAGUGAAAGCUCUUCUGAUGAGACUACUGAAGUUCCAAAGGUGAAAGAAGAGCAGGAUCUUGAAGAGAGUAAAUCCCAACAAGAUGAGGCAAUUGAAGAAGAAAUGGAGGAUGUGGAAGGCGAAGUUGAGGAAGAAGAAAAAGAAGACAUGGAUGAUAUUGAUUACUCUGGCUUUGCUGAAAGAUAUCAACCAACUCUUGACCGUCCAAGAACCGUUUACAGUGAAGAUUCAUAUAUUGGACGAAACUUGGACUUGAAGGCUUUGCAAAGUAUAAUUAAAGAUGAUGAAGAUUUAGAGAUUGCUAGGAAAGUUCUUGCUCAAACCACUGAACCUGCAAACCUCAAAAAUUUGGAGUAUUGGGCAUGGAAGCAAACAAAUGAUUUAUCUUCAAAGAUUCAAGUACCAGAAAUUUCUGAUUCCAUAGACUUGGCAGGACCAUUGGAUGCCAGAUUACAAAACAAGACUGGGGCUUUCAAGAGUGAAGGGUACCACAAGAUACCUGAUGUCGAUAAGAAUGAAUAUCUUCCGCAUCGUAGAAGGGUUCAUAAGCCACUCAAGACUAUCCAACAUGAAGAUGAGGAUAUGGGAGUCGAUGACUCGGAGGGUAACAACUCUAAUAAUUAUAACACCGCUGGAGGAAAUAAUUCCAACUCCAAUGGAGGAGGAAAUUCUAAUAAUACUUCUAAUAACAAUAACAACAAUAACUCCAGUGGUAAUAAUACCAGUAACUCUGCUCUUUUACAAAGUUCGCGUGUUAACAGAGCUAAUAAUAGACGGUUUGUGGCGGAUAUAAGUGCUCAGAAGCAAAUGCUUGGUAGUGAAACUGAUAUUUUGAACUUGAAUGCCUUGACCAAGAGAAAGAAACCCGUUUCAUUUGCCAGAUCUGCGAUCCAUAAUUGGGGGUUGUAUGCCUUGGAACCUAUUGCAGCCAAGGAAAUGAUCAUUGAAUAUGUCGGUGAGUCAAUUCGUCAACAAGUUGCGGAACAUCGGGAAAAGAGUUACUUAAAGACUGGUAUUGGUUCUUCGUAUCUCUUUAGAGUUGAUGAGAAUACUGUGAUUGAUGCUACCAAGAAGGGUGGUAUUGCUCGUUUCAUUAAUCAUUGUUGUAACCCCAGUUGCACUGCCAAAAUCAUUAAAGUUGAAGGUAAGAAGCGUAUUGUCAUUUAUGCGUUGAGAGAUGUCAAUGCCAAUGAAGAAUUGACAUAUGACUAUAAGUUUGAAAGAGAAACCAAUGAUGAAGAGAGAAUUAGAUGUUUAUGUGGUGCUCCGGGUUGUAAAGGAUGGUUGAACUAAGUGUAUAUAGUAUUCAGUUAUAGACAGACGUUUGGAGGAGACCUACACUGGGUCUAUAUAAACCAG